Prosopis cineraria is the source of this 2280-nucleotide messenger RNA. RefSeq names its product trifunctional UDP-glucose 4,6-dehydratase/UDP-4-keto-6-deoxy-D-glucose 3,5-epimerase/UDP-4-keto-L-rhamnose-reductase RHM1-like. Gene Ontology annotation, biological process: auxin export across the plasma membrane; UDP-rhamnose biosynthetic process; flavonol biosynthetic process. The transcript has 3 exons. The record is from RefSeq and is a predicted model, not a curated record. Gene Ontology annotation, molecular function: UDP-glucose 4,6-dehydratase activity; dTDP-glucose 4,6-dehydratase activity; UDP-L-rhamnose synthase activity. Lineage: Eukaryota; Viridiplantae; Streptophyta; Magnoliopsida; Fabales; Fabaceae. The coding region runs from base 136 to 2091 and encodes 651 amino acids.
GUUUAUAAAUAGCGGUUGUCUAUAAUAUUCAAACCAUUCCUCAGUUUCUCUCAUAUUGAUUUCCUCUCUUCGUCUCUUCCACAUCAUUUGCUGUUAGUUUUGAUUCUUUUCCUGCAACACAGAGCUCCUCCAAACAUGGCUGCAACGUACGAGCCAAAGAACAUUCUGAUCACCGGAGCAGCAGGCUUCAUUGCAUCCCAUGUUUGCAACCGCCUCAUUCGGAACCACCCAGACUACAACAUCGUCGUCCUCGACAAGCUUGAUUACUGCUCCAACCUCAAGAACCUUCUUCCUUCUCGUUCCUCUCCCAACUUCAAGUUCAUCAAAGGAGACAUCGGCAGUGCCGACAUCGUCAACUUCAUCCUCCUCUCUGAGUCAAUCGACACCAUCAUGCACUUCGCAGCUCAGACCCAUGUCGAUAACUCCUUCGGCAACAGCUUCGAGUUCACCAAGAACAACGUCUAUGGCACUCACGUUCUUCUCGAGGCCUGCAAGAAAGCCACCCCUCAGAUCAAAAGGUUCAUCCACGUCAGCACAGAUGAGGUGUACGGCGAGACAGAUGAAAACGCAGUGGUCGGAAACCAUGAGGCUUCUCAGCUUCUUCCUACGAAUCCUUAUUCUGCAACAAAAGCUGCAGCGGAAAUGCUUGUCAUGGCAUAUGGUAGAUCCUAUGGUCUUCCUAUUAUUACCACGAGGGGGAACAACGUGUAUGGGCCUAACCAGUUUCCUGAGAAGUUGAUUCCAAAAUUCAUGCUUUUGGCCAUGAAAGGAGAGAUCCUUCCAAUUCAUGGUGAUGGAUCCAACGUUAGAAGCUAUCUCUACUGUGAAGAUGUUGCUGAGGCGUUUGAGGUUGUUCUGCACAGAGGUGAAGUAGGACACGUGUACAACAUAGGGACCAAGAAGGAGAGGAGAGUGAUUGAUGUUGCUAGAGAUAUCUGCAAGCUUUUCUCUUUGGACCCAGAAACGCACAUCAGGUUUGUCGAAAACAGGCCUUUCAAUGACCAGAGGUAUUACUUGGACGAUCAAAAGUUGAAGAGUUUGGGAUGGUUUGAACGUACAAGUUGGGAAGAAGGGCUCACAAGAACCAUGGAAUGGUACGUUAAGAACCCCAAUUGGUGGGGUGAUGUUUCUGGAGCAUUGCUUCCUCAUCCAAGAAUGCUCACCAUGCCUGGUAGUGUUGAGAGCAAGAAGUUAGAUAACAUUGCUUCAUCUUUUGUUACAGUGAAGAACAAUAAUUCGUCAUCAUCAGAGAAUAGUAAUAAUGCAGACCUGAAGUUUCUGAUAUAUGGUGGAUCUGGGUGGAUUGGUGGGCUUUUGGGGAAGAUUUGUGAGAAGGAAGGGAUAGCGUUUGAGUUUGGAAGGGGGAAUUUAGAGGAGAGAUCACAAGUUAUUAUGGAUAUUCAGAGGAUUAAGCCGACUCAUGUUUUUCAUGCUUGUGGUGUUGCUGGGGCGAUAAAUGUGAAAUGGUUUGAAGCUCAUAAACCAGAGACAACUCGCAACAAUGUUGUUGGCGUGUUAACGUUGGCAGAUGUGUGCAAAGAACAUGGCCUCUUGUUGAUCAAUUAUGUCAUUGGCAGUAACUUUGAAGACAAUACCAAUAUUCCUGAUUCUUUCUAUGCAAAAACCGAAUCCAUGGUUGAAGAGCUAUUGAAGGACUAUGAGAAUGUGUGCACUCUGAAACUGAGAUUACCAGUAUCAUCAGAUCUAGAGAACCCACACAACUUCAUCACCAAGAUUGCGAGAUCAGCGAAAGUUGCAAACAUUGCAAACAACAUCACAGUGUUGGACGAGCUUCUUCCAAUCUCCAUUGAAAUGGCCAAGAGAAACUGUAAGGGUUUGUGGAACUUGUCGAAUCCUGGCAUGGUGACACUGAAUGAGAUUCUGGAGAUGUACAAGGAGCAUGUUGAUCCUCACUUCAAGUGGCUUAAUUUCACACCACAAGAACAAGCCAAGGCUCAUUUUCCUUCAUCUCAAAGCACCACAGAGAUCGAUGUUUCUAAGUUGACAAUGGAGUUUCCUCAAGUUUUGCCUAUCAAAGAAUCAUUGGUUAAGUAUGUUUUUCAACCCAAAGGAUCAAAACCUGCUCACUGAUGAUGAGUAUUUUGCAGAUCAUAUAAAUAUAUAUGCUCUCUAUGGAUUGAUCAAUCACAUUUAUAUAUGCUUUUUAAUUGUUCUGGCUUUUAAUUUGUUUUGAAUUCCUUUUUUCCAGAAUUUCAUUGUAAGUAUUGUAAUGUCUUGUGUGGUUUUAUCAACAUAAUACAAAAUGGCAGAUCUGAAUAA